Messenger RNA from Physcomitrium patens, 3624 nucleotides. RefSeq lists its product as uncharacterized. Gene Ontology annotation, cellular component: cytosol. The record is from RefSeq and is a predicted model, not a curated record. Gene Ontology annotation, molecular function: L-glutamate dehydrogenase (NADP+) activity. NCBI's taxonomy places the organism in Eukaryota, Viridiplantae, Streptophyta, Bryopsida, Funariales, Funariaceae.
ACGACACCCUAUUGUGCUGCCUCGCUCACCCGCUCGCUCGCUUGAUCGCUGAGUUGUGUCAUGCCUUCUCUGCCGCUGUAUGUCCCGCUCGGACCCCUACUCCUCCGUUGCAACUCGCUGGGUCGCAUUGCCAGGAAGACCAGGAAGACUGUUACCCGCCUUGGUCCGAAUCCCCGCGUUUUUGGGUUUCCAUCGAUCCCGUUUCUGGCAAAUUCUGCGGCAUAUUGCGGGCCGUAUUGGUGAUUUUUGGAGGUUUGCGGGGGGUGCAGGCGGGGUUUCGUGAGCAAUUGUGAGGGUUUGUGUGAGGAAUUCGAGUAAUGGAAGUGGACUGAUUGGAAAAGACGGCGCAUGUGAAGCAUCCAGUGAGCAUUGGGAGAGUUUUGAGUGUUUUUUUAGACUCCCCCUCACUCCUCUGUCGGUUUUAAGCUUAAUUUAAUUUUGAACAAAAACCGUGUGGAAAUCCUUAGUUGUGGUUUGCUUUGAACUUUGUAGUUUGUGUUGAGCUUGGGAAGAGUUUCAACGUUUAGCCUUUGUUUUUUUAUUUCAGUUGUAGUUAUUGACCUGGUUGGAGGGAGUUAAAUUGAGGGUUGAGUGUUUCAAGUUACUGGUAGGGUUUCAUCAGAGGAGUGUAGGCAGAUUAAGUAAUUUGGAGGUGGCGAGGAGAUGGACGCCUAAGGAUUGAGUGGAAUGAGUGUUAUGAUCGGAGGUCGAUUGUGUAGUGAUGAUGCUUGAAGCGCAUUGAAAACUCUGCAGCUGACCUAGGGUUUCUAUCAAUUUCAGAGUUUAGGGGCUGAUGAUUGUGCAAAUUGAGUGAUAUCUUUUGAUAUUGAGCGUAGCAGUGAGUUACAUCAGAGUUGCGACUUGUGAAGAUAUUCUGAAAGGGAUUAUUGUGUAAUUGUUUUUAGCCGUGAAGGGAUGCAGUUACCUCUAUGUCUGUGAUACACAUGGAGAUGAUAGAGCCCGGGUCUACACGUCACAGAGCUUAUGCCCUAGGAAUUGUGUCUCUAGGGUAGCUUAGGCCUUGCAAACUACUGCUGCCGGUUGCUCGUCUACAAUGCAUGAUUUGGAGCAUGUGUCAGGGAGAGAGAGCUCAUUAAGAAGACGGCAUUUUUCUAGGAAGGAAUAUGACUGAUGCAACGGCAAUCGGAACGGAGACGAUGGAGGAGAUUGAUUUGGAAAUUGGACCAGGGUACGACGAUGCAACGCACUUCGACCCUGGGGCAACCCAAAAUCUGGCACUCAUCGCUGUAAAUGAUCAUGGAAUGAAACCAACCCCGCGGAAGAAGAAAAAAGUGGUGAAGAGGUGGCGCGACGAGUGGGCAGAGACAUACAAGUGGGCUCACGUUGCAGUUCACGAGGGCUCUCAUCGCAUAUUUUGCUCUGUAUGCAAGGAAUAUGGACGGAAGCAUCGACGUAAUCCUUACGGUAAUGAAGGCAGCCGCAACAUGCAGAUGAGUGCUCUUGAGGAGCACAAUAACAGUCUGCUGCACAAGGAAGCUCUCCGCCUGCAAAUGGCUUCCCGCGACAAAGGAUUGGGAUUUAUCGAGCGGCCUCUCUAUGUAAAGGAUAUUUUGAGGCAAUGUACAAACGAAGGCUAUUUUCAACAAACUCUAUCCUCGUCGAUCUUGCGGCGGGAUCCGUAUGAAGUUGAAUUUAUACAAUCGGUUCAAGAAGUUUUACAUUCAUUGGAGCCUGUUCUUGCGAAAGUUCCGCAGUAUGUACAUGUGUUAGAGCGACUGGUGGAGCCUGAGAGGGUGGUUAUUUUCAAAGUUCCUUGGGUGGACGAUAAGGGAGAGGCACAUGUGAACCGUGGCUUCAGAGUUCAGUUUAAUCAAGCCCUUGGUCCUUACAAAGGCGGCCUUCGCUUUCACCCAACUGUCAAUCUCAGCGUCGUGAAGUUCCUUGCUUUUGAGCAGACACUGAAGAACUCGCUAUCAUCACUCAGCUUGGGUGGCGGUAAGGGGGGCAGUGACUUCAAUCCGAAAGGAAAGAGUGAGAAUGAGAUCAUGCGGUUCUGUUAUAGUUUUAUGGAUGAACUGUACAGGCACAUUGGACCCAAUCAAGUUCCCAUCUUUGAUACUCCAUCAGGAGAUAUUGGUGUUGGACCACGUGAGAUCGGUUAUCUAUUUGGCCAGUAUAGGCGCCUGACUAGUCAAUAUGAGGGUAUGUUAGGUCCUAAAGGCAUUCAAUGGGGCCUGUCAAAUCUGCACCCAGAGGCUACUGGUUAUGGCGUGGUGUAUUUUGCCAAGGAAGUUCUUGCCAAUUUAGAGAAAGAUUUGAAAGAUCUCAGGUGUGUUGUGAGUGGUGCCGGGAAAGUGGCAUUAUAUGCAGUGGAGAAACUGAUUGCAUUUGGUGCUGUUCCUAUUACAAUCUCAGAUACAAGAGGUUACCUUUUAGACGAAGAUGGAUUUGAUCGUACCAAGCUUGGGCUCAUUCGUGAAAUAAAAGCUCACAAUAACAGCCUGGGGGAAUACACCAAACUUUACCCAAGAGCAAAGUAUUUUGACGACAUGAAGCCCUGGACAGUGAAGUGUGAUAUUGCUUUUCCUUGUGCAACACAGAAUGAGCUGAAUCAUGCUGAUGCCAUGUCUCUCAUUAAUCUUGGAUGUCAAGUUAUUAUAGAAGGGGCCAACAUGCCAUGUACAGCUGAGGCGAUCGAUGUAUUUCGGAAGUCAAAAGUCUGGUUUGGGCCUGGAAAGGCUGCAAAUGCUGGUGGGGUAACUAUUCAAGGUUUGGAGAUGGCACAAAACACAUCCUAUGUUCAGUGGACAGCUGAAGAAGUUGACAUGAGAUUGCAAGAGGUCAUGAGGGAUAUACAUCAAAAGAUUAUCAAGGCUGCCCAAGAUUAUGGAAUUGGCAAUCCAGAGGCACUACUUCACGGUGCUAAUAUUGCAAGUUUUCUACGUGUUGCUCAAGCAAUGUUGGAACAGGGCUGCGUUUGACGCUAUGCCAAUUCCAUAUAUGCACACACCCUUCUCUGGAUUACGAUUGCUCCCUUAACCUAUCAGUAAUUGGUGAUGGUGCUAUUGUUUCAGCAAGAGAUGUUUGCGGUUUUCAAACAAGCAUAAGGUUUAUAAGUUGUGAUCUGAGGGUUAAGAUAAAGUUUACAAACUUAGCUGUGCAAAUAGGAAAACGUGUGAAGAGGGGUUGGUUUCCUGAAGAGAAGUGAUCACUCUGGAGAUUGCAAACCCCGAUAGUAAUUUACUGUGUGCAUUAUGUUAGGCUAGGAGAGUACAGUUUCUGGGUUCAAUAUAUGAAGAGCACAUUCCAUUUGAAUGUGAAUUCACUUCAGUCAGUCCCUAGGAUAGUUCAAGACAAUUAAGGAUGAAGUUUGACCAACGGUUGGUAGGGUGGAAGAUGUAUAAGUGUGCAGAUUCCUAGACGUCACAAGGAAUCAACUAGUGAUACUCUUAUCCAAUCAGGUAUUUAAUCGGUCAUUGGCGUAGAUAUUGAAGCAAUAGGUCCUAGGUAAUUGUUGUAUAUUCACCAAUUGAAAGCAAGAACAAGUCUUCAUACUGAUGGCAGGAUAUAAUCCCAUCCCCUAGUUACGGAUGGAAAUGUGGCAUUUAGCAUGGUUUAGCAUUACAAACAGUAAUAUUUGUGAACUCAUGUGUAGAUUUAUUA